AUGAAGUUCUUCACCGUCCUUGCCCUUGCCGUCCUCCCACUCGCCUUCGCAUCCCCAAUUGAGAUCCCAGAGGCCCUCCAAAAGCGUGACUGCAACUACAACGCCAUCACCGCCUGCUCCAGCGGUUGCGGCAGCACUGCCACCGCCGCCUGCAAGAGCUGCAAUAACAAUCCCAGCUGUUUCACCGCCUGCUACAACGCUAGACUAUCCCAAUGCAAGAACUGCUGUGCUAGCAAAUGCACUCGUUGUUAA
Molecule: messenger RNA, 252 nt
Organism: Orbilia oligospora ATCC 24927
Lineage: Eukaryota; Fungi; Ascomycota; Orbiliomycetes; Orbiliales; Orbiliaceae
Exons: 2
Coding region: 1-252 (83 amino acids)
Source: RefSeq, a predicted model, not a curated record